This is a messenger RNA of Haliaeetus leucocephalus (bald eagle), 1228 nucleotides long. RefSeq names its product nudix (nucleoside diphosphate linked moiety X)-type motif 17 (gene NUDT17). Lineage: Eukaryota; Metazoa; Chordata; Aves; Accipitriformes; Accipitridae. Bases 18 to 320 code for a protein of 100 amino acids. The transcript has 2 exons. The record is from RefSeq and is a predicted model, not a curated record.
UCGGGAUUCAGGCCAGGAUGUGUCCCAGCGAGAGCGAGGUGAGCGCCUAUGCCUGGCUGGAGCCCCCCGUCCUGGAGGCCAUCGCAGCCACCGAGGACGGAGCGGAGAGUUUGGGAAAUGGUCCCAGUGCACUGCCAGCCACCAUCGGCAUCACAGAGCUGAGCAAUGGCUCCUCCAGCACCACCCAGCUGCCGACCUCAACCUUCCUGAACACAGCUCCAGCCGAAGGGGAGGACGUGGAACGGGUCAGCACGGGCACCAAAUUCGCCCUCCAGCUCUGGCUGGAGUCCCUCAGGGAGCAGGGACUAGUCCAGCCCUAGGGCAGCAUCACACUGCUCCUGCAGCCGCUGGCGAAGAGAAUAAAGUUAGUGCCCACAGGGACCGGAGUCUGUGCUGGAGCGGGAUGGGGAUCUCAAGUGGCAGGGAAGCAAGGGGGGGAGUGUGACAGGCAGGUAGGGACCCUGCCUGCCACAGGAAGGGCAAGGAGAGGACAGCAGGGUGGCCCAGAGAGGUCAUGGCUUAGUGGGGUGGCAGGAUCAGCACCCAUCAGCUAACCAAGACUGGGGUCCCCCAAUAAUGUGCGCAAGCUGGGCUGGGUGGGCUUCUGUUGGGUUAAGGUGGACCCUGCACCAUACAGAAACUGCUCUGAGGGCUCAUGCAGCUCAGGAUCGAGCUGGGUACAUGCCCCAGCACAGCUGCCAGCUGCUCCUGGUGUGUGUGACAGGGCUGGGUUUAUAAAAGACAUGUUGUCACCCUGGCGGUACCUGGAGCAGAGCUGCUGUGCUUGCUGGGGGACUGGGGUCCCACGCCGGGCACAUCCCGUCACAGCUUGGCUGCAGGGAAAGCAGAGCAGAGUUAGGGUACAUCGGUGAGCUAAGCCCAUGGCGAGCCACCGGUACCUCAGUGCGAUCUGGUUCAGAACAACUGCCCUCCAGCAGGGGAUUUCAGGAAUGCGGAAGUUCAGAAACUCCAAAAACCCAUUCAGAGGGGCUUGGGAACACAUGCAGGCGAGCCGGGGCCAAGAGCCCCGCACUCUUUUGUCCCCCGACUCCUGCUCUUCACACCAGAGCAGAAGCAGCAGCAGCAGUUUGGCUCCUGCUAAACCAGAGCAGCUCCACACGCCCAGUCACCAUACAAAUCAGCAGAUCUUCAAGAUUUAACGGCUUUAUUGCAUUGAAAUAUUUACCACGGUUACGAUACAAAGAAUAGGAAAUCAUCCAAGCAGAAU